GUCACUUCUUUAGGGGCUUCCAUUCCAACUUUGUAACCUUACGGUUUUCCCUUCUUCCUCUCUUCACCAUGGACACUAUGCCUUCCCUUCUCAAGAAAUACUUUGGGUUUUCAGAUUUUCGGCCUUAUCAGAAAGAAGUUAUUGAGAAAAUUAUUGAGAAAAGGGAUUGUUUGGUAGUCAUGGCUACUGGUAGUGGGAAGUCCUUGUGCUAUCAGGUACCUCCCUUGGUUGUUAACAAGACUGGGAUAGUUGUAAGCCCUCUGAUAUCAUUGAUGCAAGACCAGGUCAUGGCUUUGAAACAACGGGGCAUUAAAGCUGAAUAUCUUGGAAGUGCUCAGAAGGAUUCCACUGUACACUCUAAAGCUGAACGUGGUCAAUUUGACAUUCUGUUCAUGACUCCUGAAAAGGCAUGCACAAUUCCUACCAGUUUCUGGUCCAACUUGCUAAAGGUUGGAAUUAGUCAUUUUUCUGUUGAUGAAGCCCAUUGUAUAUCAGAAUGGGGACAUGAUUUUAGGGUGGAAUACAAGCAUUUAGAUAAGUUACGUGAGGUUCUGUUAGAUGUUCCUUUUGUUGGUCUAACUGCCACUGCUACUGAAAAGGUUCAAUUUGACAUCAUCAGUUCCCUGAAGAUGAAUAAUCCUUAUGUUAUGGUUGGUUCAUUUGAUCGAGCAAAUCUUUUCUAUGGUGUCAAACUAUUUAACCGCGGACAAGCUUUUAUUGAUGAGCUUGUGCUAGGAAUUUCAAAAGAAGUUGCUAGUGGUGGUUCAACUAUAAUUUACUGCACAACAAUCAAAGAUGUAGAGCAGAUAUUCAAGACACUUGCAGAAGCAGGUAUGGAGGCAGGAAUGUACCAUGGCCAAAUGAAUGCAGAAGCUCGAGAGGAGUCUCAUAGAUUAUUUGUUAGAGAUGAACUGAAAAUCAUGGUGGCCACCAUUGCCUUUGGCAUGGGCAUAGAUAAACCUAACAUAAGGCAAGUGAUUCAUUAUGGUUGCCCUAAGAGUGUAGAGUCCUACUACCAGGAAAGUGGGCGAUGUGGUAGAGAUGGUAUAGCUUCUGUUUGUUGGCUUUACUACACAAGAAGUGACUUUGCAAAGGGAGAUUUUUAUUGUCGAGAUUUAAAAACAGAAAAGCAAAGAAAAGCUGUCAUGGAGUCAUUGCUGGCUGCUGAACGCUACUGUAUGCUGACAACUUGCAGAAGAAAGUUCUUGCUUGAAUACUUUGGGGAAAAUUUUUCAGCUGAUAGAUGUGGAAACUGUGAUAACUGCAAAGUUUCAAAGAAGGAGCGUGACUUGUCAAGAGAGGCAUUUCUUCUGAUGGCUUGCAUUCAUUCAUGCAAUGGAAAAUGGGGCCUCAAUAUGCCCAUUGACAUCCUGCGUGGGUCUCGAGCCAAGAAAAUUCUUGAUGCCCAGUUUGACAAGCUUCCGGUUCAUGGACUGGGGAAAACUUAUCCAGCAAAUUGGUGGAAAGCUCUUGGACAUCAAUUGAUUUCUCAAGGUUAUUUGAAGGAGAUUGUUAGUGAGAUGUAUAGAACUAUAAGUGUCAAUUCAAAAGGAGAGCAAUUUUUGGCCUCUUCUAGACCAGAUUAUCAACCUCCCUUGGUUUUGUCAUUGACUGCUGAAAUGCUUGGAGAAGAGGAAAAUAGAAGCACGCAAGAAUUCAAAACUUUAGCCUCUUCAACACCAGAGGGUUUUUCAGAGGCUGAGGGACAGCUCUACCAAAUGCUUUUAGAAGAAAGAUUAAAGCUGGCAAGAAGUGUUGGAACAGCUCCAUAUGCUCUAUGUGGUGAUCAAACAAUCAGAAAAAUUGCUUUGACAAGGCCAUCCACAAAAGCAAGACUCGCAAACAUUGAUGGUGUGAAUCAGCACCUAGUAACAAAAUAUGGAUAUCAUUUUCUUCAAGUUAUUAAGAAACUGUCUCAAGGAUUAAAGCUAUCAUUGGAUGGGGAAGCAAGUUUGGUAACUAAUGAAGUAAGGAAAGUAUCUCCAGUAGCCAACAAAUUGAAGUUGACAUCAGCAAAGUUUGAUGCAUGGAAAAUGUGGCAAGAAGAUGGUCGUUCUAUUCCAGAGAUUGCUAACUAUCCAGGUAGAUCGGCUCCAAUAAAGGAACAAACUGUUGUUGAAUAUCUGCUGGAAGCUGCUCAAGAAGGCUUACCUUUCAAUUGGACUAGAUUCUGUGAGAUGAUAGGACUGACCCAAGAGAUCAUAUCAGAAAUUCAGAAUGCUAUUUCAAAGGUUGGAUCAGACAAGCUGAAGCCUAUAAAAAAUGAGUUGCCAGAAAAUGUAAAUUAUCAGCAUAUCAAGACAUUUUUGUUGAUGCGAAAGUCUGGAAUAUCCUUAGAAGAAAUUCAAUCUGGAAGUCACCCGACUGGGAAAGAUGAACCUGUAAAUAAUGCUUCAACUUUGUCACACCCUACCUUAGAAACACACUGCACAGAAAAGCAACAUGAAGAUGACAUUUCUGCCAGAAGUUUGAGGGAAAAAUGUGACUUAAAAAUCAAUGAGGUUCCUUCUCCAUCUCUCAAUGGUUGCCAGGUACAGAAGCAUGCAUUAGCCUCUGAGGGUGAAUUCACAAGCAAACGACAAAAACUGUGUGAAACAGAGAAAAUAAAUCUAACUAAAUUGAAAGCUACUGAGUGUUCUGUUGUAGAGUGGUUGAAGAACCUUGAUGAAGGGGCUUCUUUGACUGAUAUUUUGGAGUACUUCAAAGGAUCCAAUGAAGACUCCGUGAUUGAAUUGUUGAAUUGCCUUGAAUGUGACUUUUCAAUAUACAAGAAAGGCAAUAUGUAUAGGGCUAUGUAAAAAAGCUGAUGCACCAGGUUGUUUUUUAAUGGACGGCACUUGUAAAAAACAGUUUGUUUCAAUGGUCUUACAUUUCAGAAAACCAUUUGGCUACCAUCUUUUUGAUUUCCACAGGUAUUGUUUAUGGGAGGUAAUAUUAUUUGAAAUAAGAGUCUCUCUCAGGAUAACUG
Molecule: messenger RNA, 2968 nt
Organism: Abrus precatorius (Indian licorice)
Lineage: Eukaryota; Viridiplantae; Streptophyta; Magnoliopsida; Fabales; Fabaceae
Product: probable ATP-dependent DNA helicase RecQ
Exons: 19
Coding region: 69-2798 (909 amino acids)
Biological process (GO): DNA replication; double-strand break repair via homologous recombination
Cellular component (GO): chromosome; cytoplasm; nucleus
Molecular function (GO): nucleic acid binding; ATP binding; 3'-5' DNA helicase activity
Source: RefSeq, a predicted model, not a curated record